Messenger RNA from Aspergillus eucalypticola CBS 122712, 984 nucleotides. Its product is annotated as aldo/keto reductase family protein. The transcript has 3 exons. Lineage: Eukaryota; Fungi; Ascomycota; Eurotiomycetes; Eurotiales; Aspergillaceae. The coding region runs from base 1 to 984 and encodes 327 amino acids. The record is from RefSeq and is a predicted model, not a curated record.
AUGGCUCUCCCAGGAAAAUCACCCCUUAACCUGGUCCUUGGAGCGGGAAAUGUUGGAGACAAGUCUGUCGACCCCACUGCACGCUUCGAUACUCCCGACGAAGUGAAUGCCUAUUUCAGCGCCUUUGCUGCCCGUGGAUAUGAUCAAAUUGAUACCGCACGCCUCUACUCACCCAUGGCACCUGGUAGCUCAGAGCCAAGAAUCGGUGCCAUCAACGUUGGUAAUAAGUAUAUCCUUGAUACCAAAGUCAAGUCCGGCCAACCAAGAUGCCAUACGAAAGAGAAGGUUCUUGAGGAGAUUGAUCUAUCUCUCGAGGCUCUGAAAAUCAAACAGAUCAACACUGAAUAUCUUCACCUACCGGAUCGCGAGACUCCGUUCGAGGAAGCGUGUGAAGCUAUGGACCAAGCGCAUAGGGAGGGCAAGAUCAAACAUUGGGGCCUCUCUAACUACACCGCAGAGGAAGUCCAGCGGAUUGUCGACAUCUGUGAAGAACGCCGCUUUGUGAAACCUAGUGUAUACCAAGGCCACUAUAACCCUAUUGUCCGAAGCGGAGAAAAGUGUCUCUUCCCACUUUUGCAUAAGCAUAGAAUCGCGUUUUAUGCUUAUAGCCCUGCCGCAGCUGGCUUUUUCGCCGGCAACCAUAAGAAGCUCAAGGCGGGUGGACGUUUUGACCCAUCACAUAUGAUUGGCGCAAUGUACUCCGGGAAUUACCUGAAACCUGCCAUUAUGGAAGCAACGGAUAAGACUCUUGAAGUUGCGGCUCGCCAUGGCAUUGGUGGCCAUGCCGCUGCCCUUCGCUGGAGUGCGUGGCACGGUAUUCUUCGCAAAGAGUAUGGAGAUUCCAUCAUCAUUGGUUCCUCCAGUAUCGCCCAGUUGGAAUCGAAUAUCGACACGAUUGAGGCGGGUCCGCUGCCUGAGGAUGUUGUAGCGGCCUUAGAGGCACUUUACCAUGAGAUUGGUGAUGAGGUGCCUUACCAUUUAUAG